Messenger RNA from Staurois parvus, 293 nucleotides. NCBI's taxonomy places the organism in Eukaryota, Metazoa, Chordata, Amphibia, Anura, Ranidae. The record is from the annotation of a GenBank genome assembly.
GUAAAUAUAAACCUUUUAUCAUCAGCAGUUAGAGCAGUUUUGUGGCUUCUAUCAGUUUUCAGCCAAGCACUAGCUAAAGCUUGUAGGAGGAGUUUUCUUUCUGCUCUAGGAGGAUGCAGAACCCCUGACCUCUGUCUUCCUAGUGCUGAUUGGCCCUGUGCUGAUCACAUGCAUUCUCCCAAGAAAACAAAAACCUCUCUAGCAUGUGCAAAAUGACUACGGUUCAGUCUGUCUUUUCAGGAGAUAAGAGGUGGUCACUUGAAAAAGGGGAGACACAGAUGAAAGGAUCACAC